UUUGGGGACCAAGCGCCUCUCGUGCUUCACGAGAUGCGUGCAAAUUAGAAAAUUUAAAGGGCACUACCAGAUUCGUUUCAGUGUCCACGACGGUUGGCGCCCAUCGAGUUCGUCAGAGACCUUUGCUCGUCUGAUUCCUCAAGAAACCCGUGAACAUGGCCUAUUACCCAGAACAAGCGUACCCGGAAGCAUCGGCGUACCCGGAAGCGCCUGCGUACCCGGAGUUUUCGGAGGUCGACAGCCAGUACGGUGCUCCACAACUUUCGGACUAUCCCACAUCUAAACCUGAGGAAGAAGGCACGGGCAUGAGAUACGUGAUCAUCGUGUGUGGCCUCAUCAUAAUAUUCGCACUCGCAACAGCUACAAUGAUUUUCCUGUUGGCCUACCAGGGUGACAGCUCCGAGGCGGACGACUCAGUCGGCAGCAACCGAUCUGGCGGUGGUGACGCACCGCCUCCCAUGGAAGUCCCCGUCGUCGAAGAGAUAACUACCACUCCCCUCCCGACAGCGCUACACACUCAACCUGUGAGACGAACGACACCUUCGAUCUCUAGCACCGCGGCGACGAUACCGAUGGCGACGGUGACUGCGACGGUGCCGGCAAGCAGCACGGUGCCUACUACGCCCUCGGCCCGAUCGACGCCGCCAACCCUGCCGCCACCCCCGCCGCUCAUGUGCUCGGUGGGCACGACCGCGGCUGCCAUGAAAACGCUGUUUCCGCCCGACAAUGCGUGCGACAUCCUGGUCUUCACUCACGUGCGGGUCUUCAACAGGACGGUGCGUGCGGUCCUCAGUCAGAUGAGCUUCGAGGCGUUCAGGAACGUCUGCGCCGCCUAUCGGCAGACAACAUGCGGCCUCUCCUUCACCUCGAAGAUGCUGGCGGACAACAUGUUCAGCAACACGCAGAUAAGGAGCCAGCUGAAGCAACUUCGGAGCGAGUCGCGAGUCCACCACUACGGCAUCCUGGACAUUUACGGCACAAGAGACAGCGUUCAGAAUGUGUCCACAACGAUAGUGCCAGGAGUACUUAGCCGGAUGCGGCAACUCCUGGGAAAUGACACCAGCCGCCACAAGGUCAUUGUCGGCAUCGGGUACUACUACUACAACGACACCGAUUCCUGGGAAAAACUAGCAUACGCCGCCGAGAAUGUCGCGUCGUGAGUACAACGAUCACCGAAUUUCGACU
Dermacentor albipictus is the source of this 1185-nucleotide messenger RNA. The record is from RefSeq and is a predicted model, not a curated record. NCBI's taxonomy places the organism in Eukaryota, Metazoa, Arthropoda, Arachnida, Ixodida, Ixodidae.